This is a messenger RNA of Emiliania huxleyi CCMP1516, 1035 nucleotides long. RefSeq lists its product as hypothetical. The record is from RefSeq and is a predicted model, not a curated record. The transcript is spliced from 2 exons. Lineage: Eukaryota; Haptophyta; Isochrysidales; Noelaerhabdaceae. Bases 1 to 1035 code for a protein of 344 amino acids. Gene Ontology annotation, biological process: protein dephosphorylation. Gene Ontology annotation, molecular function: protein serine/threonine phosphatase activity.
AUGGCUGCCGUCGGGCACGCGUUUCCUUCGCCUUCCGCAAUGGCUGCUGUCGGCCUGUGCGUACGCUCGAAGAAGGGUGAGGACGCUAUGAGCUGGCUCGAGGCCGAAGCCGGCGGAGAGGCGCUGCUGCUUAUCAUGGUCGCCGACGGCCACGCCGGUUCGGAGGCGGCACAAAUCAGCGCGGACAACGCGCUUCCUCUCGUGGUCUCCAAGACGAAGGACGGCAGCGCAGCCUCUCUCCAAGCAGCACUCCGCUGCGUGUGCGAGCGCCUUCACUCGCUGGUCGUCUCCACGAGUGGUACGGCCGGCACAACUCUCACGAUUGUGGUGUGGAAUGCGGGCCGCGGCGAGCUGACCAUCUGCAACCUUGGUGACUCCGCGGCCGUGCUCGUCUCCGCCACCGGGCACACGCUUCUGACUACCGACCACAGGCUCAGCGAGAGCCCCGAGGAGUUCGAGCGCGUCAGAGCGGCUGGCGCGCGGAUCGGCAGGGUCAAGCGGGACGGCGGCGUCGCAGGCGGGCCCCUCCGAGCGUGGCCGGGCGGCCUGGCGGUCACCCGGACGAUCGGCGAUGCCGACUGCCCAUACGUAUCUGCGGUCGCCGCGCUGGUGCGCGAGUGCGCCACGGCCACGGACGCGGCCGAGCGGGUGACGACCAAGGCGCUCAAGACGCGCGGCUUGCGCGACGACAUCACUUGCGUCGCCGUGUGGCUGGGGCAGCCGCCGUGGGCAGCGAGCGCGCCACCACGAAAGCCAAAGAGCCUGACGCUCGGGCGGCUCUUCCGUCCGUCCAACAGAGGCGGCUCGUCUCAGAGUUCAUCGGCCGAGUCGUCGUCCGGGUGCACACCCCUCGGGCCGACGCCGCUGCCCUCGCCCUCCGCGUCGCCCAUGGGCUCGCCCGUGUCCAGCGCCAGCGACUUGGAGCUGUUGGGCAACGGAAUGGCCGGCUUGGGCUUGGAGGGUGGGGACGCGGCGGGCGCACCCGAGGCGCAGGAGUCGCGCUCGCCCGUUGUACGUGUCAAGGUGGGCCUGUAA